AUGUCGAUGAAGGUUGGUUACAUUGGCCUCGGGCUAAUGGGAAGUUCGAUGGCAGCGAACAUACUCAAGGCUGGCUUCCCGCUGGUGGUCUUUAACCGUACCAAGGCAAAGAUGGACACGCUGGUGGCACAGGGCGCUGCGACGGCCAUCUCUCCGGCGGAUCUUGCCGCCAAGUCAGAUGUCGUUAUCACAAACGUCUCGGAUUCGAAGGAUGUGUACGAGGUGAUGUUCGGCAAAGACGGUGUUUCUGCCGGCAUUCGUUCAGGCUCUAUCCUCAUCGACAACAGCACAAUAAAGCCAUCAACCGCCAGGGAGAUCGCGGAGCGAAUGUGGAAUGAGAAGAAGGUCCGAUGCCUUGAUGCGCCUGUCUCCGGUGGUGACAUCGGCGCGCGAAAUGGCACACUGACCAUCAUGGUGGGCGGCGACGCGGAGGCACUUCGCAAAGUGAUGCCGGUCCUGCAGGCGAUGGGCAAAACGAUUACGCACAUCGGUGACAGCGGUGCCGGUCAGGUGUGCAAGGCGGCCAAUCAGAUCAUGGUCGCCGCGCAGAUGGUGGCAAUGGGCGAGAUGCUCGUCUUUUCGGAGAAAUGUGGCGUGGACGCUGAAAAGGUGAUCGAGGCUGUUAAGGGCGGGGCGGCGCAGUGCUGGACACUCGAUGUGAAGCCGCCGCGUCUCUUUUCGGGCAACCGCGAACCCGGCUUUAAGGCAGCCCUGCAGAGUAAAGACCUCGGCAUCGUGAUGGACUCCGCGAAGGAGUUUGGGGUUCCGCUGCCGACCACCGCUGUCAACGCGCAGUUGUUCCAGUCAAUGAUCCAGAACGGCGAGGGUGACAAGGACAACUCGGCGGUUUUGGGCGUCUUGGAGCGAAUGGCGAAUUGCCACAUCAAGGAAACAAAGCAGUAG
Trypanosoma grayi is the source of this 903-nucleotide messenger RNA. Its product is annotated as 2-hydroxy-3-oxopropionate reductase. Lineage: Eukaryota; Euglenozoa; Kinetoplastea; Trypanosomatida; Trypanosomatidae. The record is from RefSeq and is a predicted model, not a curated record. The transcript has a single exon. Bases 1 to 903 code for a protein of 300 amino acids. Gene Ontology annotation, molecular function: NADP binding; oxidoreductase activity; NAD binding.